AUGAGUGACCCAGCCUCCAGCGGCACAUGUGAACGGUGUGGCAAUUCGUUUCGUAAAUCAGGGAUUACCCGUCACCUGCAAAGUUGCCUGAAGCGUAACCCGUGGCCGGAAGCACAGGGUACCCGUCCCGGUGGGCCGCGGAGAACCGGCAUUCACGUUUCGGUCACCGAUAGCGACCGACCGGAGUAUUGGUUGCACCUGGCCGUGCCGUCAAACGCACAGUUGGAUGAUCUGGACGAGUACCUGCGUCGCAUCUGGCUGGAGUGUUGCGGUCAUCUCAGCGCCUUUCAAAUCAGCCGUGACGAGUAUCAUUCCCAUGCUCAAUUCGGCGCAAAGGGCAUGGGCGUUGCAUUGAGUCGCGUCGCGCCGGCCGGUACCAGUUUUAGCCACGUGUACGAUUUCGGCACCUCUACUUUCCUGACCCUGCGGAGCAUUGGCGAGACUGAGGUGGCGAGCGACGGUAUCGUGUUGCUAGCACGCAACGACGCUCCCGAGAUCCUUUGCGUUGCAUGCAGUUCACCGGCCACUCAAGUCGGCCCGACGCCGGACGACUGGAACAUGACGACAGGUUACUGCGACGACUGCGCUCUGCAAACGGGCGAGGACGCCGAGGAACUGUUGCCGGUGGUGAAUUCGCCGAGGAGCGGGGUAUGCGGGUACGAUGGCCCAUGGGAAAACUGA
Molecule: messenger RNA, 681 nt
Organism: Geodia barretti
Lineage: Eukaryota; Metazoa; Porifera; Demospongiae; Tetractinellida; Geodiidae
Source: the annotation of a GenBank genome assembly